Molecule: messenger RNA, 4437 nt
Organism: Uloborus diversus
Lineage: Eukaryota; Metazoa; Arthropoda; Arachnida; Araneae; Uloboridae
Exons: 1
Coding region: 1-4437 (1478 amino acids)
Molecular function (GO): nucleic acid binding
Source: RefSeq, a predicted model, not a curated record
AUGUCUGACAACGAAGACAAAGAUGAUGCCGUUAUCACUCAGAAAUUCGACAAAUUUGAAAGAUUACGGAAAGAAAGAACUAAUUUACGAAGGUUAUUUACCACGACUUGUAAUCAAUUUGAAAGAACACAGAAAGAAGAAGUCGGAGGUAAUGAACUUGGCGCAAUUUUUAAUAAGUUGGCGGAUAAAGCCGAGCGUUUAUUUAGUGCUGAUGCUCAAUUAUUGGAAAUUUACGAGCAAAGCGAUAAGGAAUAUGAUGAAAUGGAAACGUAUAGAGAUCGCUUUAUUGAACUUAAAACAGAAUAUGAGCAUUGUUUACGGCGUAGUAUGAUUGGCGCUUCUUCGCCAAUUGAUACAGCUACGAUUGUUAAGUUGAAGCUUCCAAAAAUUGAAUUGAAAGAAUAUGACCUAAUGCCAAGGACUUGGGUUGCCUUUUGGGCGCAAUACAGUCGUAUUCAUGAAGAUACUAGUAUAUUAGAAGAGGAUAAGUUUCAGUAUCUUCUGUCAUCAUUGAAGCCUACUUCGAAAGCGCGCAAUAUAGUAGAAAGUUAUCCACCAUCUAAGAAAAAUUAUGCUAAGGUUAUCGAACAUCUCGAGUCCAGGUUUGGCAGACGUGAUUUAUUAAUUGACGUGUUUAUACGAGAUCUUUUAACAUUGGUAAACAACCGAACUAAUAUUAAGCUUUCAGAUUUGUACGACAAGCUCGGUUUGAGUUUAAGAGCUCUGGAAACAUUAGGCGUCACUACGCAAAAUUAUGCUGCCAUGUUGUAUCCGGUUGUGGAGUCGUGUCUUCCAACUGAUGUAUUAAAGGCUUGGGAUAGAUAUUUAUUAAACAGUGAGGUGGAUGAUGAAGAAACCGUCCAAAUUACGAAAGAGAAACUGUUGGAAAGGUUGAUGUCAUUUCUUCGUCGCGAGAUAGAAGGGGAAGAACAUCGGGCUUUAGCUGAAAGAGCUUUUGGUCAACCCGCAAAAGGUAAGAAGGAAUCUUCAAGCAAAGAUGAACCUACAGCAAUGAGUUUAAUAUCUUCUUACGAAAGGCCUUGUAAGACUGAGUGCAUUUUUUGUCAGAAACGUCAUGACAGUCAAGACUGUCAUAAAGCUGCCUCUAUGAGUACAGAAGAAAAAAAAUCAAUUGUAAUACGUAGACGCUGCUGCUUGGUGUGCUUGAAGAUUGGACACAUGGCGAAAAACUGUCGCAGUAAUAUUCAUUGCCUUGUAUGUGGAAAGCGACACUACGUAAUUUUGUGCCCAGAAUUGCCUAGAAAAAAUAAGGUUCAACUCCCUAAUGAAUCAAGGAUAGAAGUGAAUACGUCCACUUUAUUUACGGAACUUACACCUCAGAAGGUUAUAUAUUUGAAAACAAUAUUGAUACGUUUAAGAAAUGGAAAUCAAGAAAUUUAUGUCAGAGCCCUCCUUGAUGAUGGAUCACAGCGAUCUUACGUAACCAACCAAGUAGUUAAAGAGUUAAGGUUAAAGCCUUCAGGUACAGAGUUAUUGUCCCAAGGACUAUUUGGUGGUAAGCAAACAGCUGAAGUUAAACAUGGUCGCUAUGACAUCAACGUUCAGAGUAUCGAUAGAAGGUUUUCGUGCAACAUGUCAAUUUUGGACCAGCCCAAGAUAUGUUCUUCUUUGCCUCGCAUACGUGACCCAGAUUUAGUACAAGAAUUAAAACGUCGAGGAAUUGAACUAACAGACAUAGGUCCAGAAACUCCUCCUAUUGACAUGCUCAUCGGUGCUGACUUUCUGGGAGGAAUAUUAACAGGAAGAAUAGAAGUUCUGCCAUCUGGUAUAACAGCCGUAGAAACGAAACUCGGAUGGAGUGUUUUAGGUCCAGGAAAGAAGAGCAGCAUAAAUAUGGUAUCGCUAUGUAUGCAUCACUCAGAGAUACACAAAAUUUGGGACUUAGAAUCUUUGGGUAUAACAGAUCCCACUGAGAGGAAAACAACUAAGGAGCUAGAUGAAGAAACGGUCACAUUUUUUCAAGAGACAAUUCGGAAAACUGGCAACAGGUAUGAGGUGGCUCUUCCAUGGCUAGCAGGACAUCCCCACUUGUAUAAUGGAUACGACCAGGCAGAAGCAAGACUUCACACCGUUACUAAGCGUCUUUUGAAAGACAAUUACUACGAACUGUAUGAUGGUGUCUUACAGCAGUGGAAGAAUGAUAACAUCAUAGAGGAGGUGACAGAAGCUGAAAUGUCAAGUUCAAACGCUUGUCAUUAUUUGCCACAUCAUCCAGUCGUUAAAUCAUCAAGCGCUACCACGAAGGUCAGGCCAGUCUUUGACGCUUCAUGCAAACGCCCCGGAUAUGCCUCCUUAAAUGACUGUCUUAGUACAGGACCAAGUUUAUUAAGUGAAAUCCCUCGCCUCAUAAGUAAAUUUCGUUGUGGUGCCAUUGGAGUAAUUGCAGACAUUAAACAAGCAUUUCUUCAACUCUCUUUAGCUGCCAAAGAUAGAGACUACCUAAGAUUCCUUUGGUGGGAAGACAAAGAACACACUAAGAUGAAAUUUUACAGGCAUUGUCGUGUUGUUUUCGGCGUUUCAUCAAGCCCCUUCUUAUUAAAUGCCACGAUUAAUUUUCAUCUUGAAUCGCAGGAAUUCCAAUCAAUAGUCCUGCAAAACACGAUCAAUCGAAUGAAAGAUGGAUUUUAUGUAGACAACUUAGUCACAAGUGUGAAUACCAGCGAAGAACUGGAACAAUUAAAAUCGCAAGCUAUAGAAGUAAUGCAAAAGGGUUCCUUUGAAUUGAGAUGCUGGGCUUACAGUGGAAUUGAAGAAAGCAUAGAUCAGAAUGUACUUGGCCUGAAAUGGGACACUCAUGCAGAUGAACUUUAUUGUGCUGGCUGUAAAACGACUUCAGAAAAGGUCCUUUCGAAGAGAAAGCUUCUCUCUGUAGUUAACAGCAUAUACGAUCCUAUUGGAUUUACGUCACCUGCAACUCUUCUUCCAAAAUUAUUGCUUCAAGAAGCUUGGAAAAACAAGAUAGGCUGGGACGACGAUCUGCCUCUAAAUAUUCAACAUAGAUAUCAACACUGGGUGAAGCAUAUUGAUCUCAUAGAACAGUGCAGAAUACCUCGUCGAUUAAUGCUAGGAACUCUUGAGAAUACAAGCCUGCAUGUCUUUACCGAUGCUUCCGCAGAUGCAUACGCUUGCUGUGUAUACUUACGCUCUGAAGAAGAAACGGGAACCUCUGUCCAAUUAAUAACUGCCAAAGCCAGAGUAGCUCCGAUGAAAAGACCGACGAUUCCACGCUUAGAGUUGCUUGGAGCUACAAUGGGUGCAAGAAUAGCAAGUACCGUUUUAGAAGCAAUACAGCAACCUUUAAAAAUUUCCUUUUGGGUCGAUUCAAUGGUUGUUCUAAGUUGGAUAACGAAAGGAGAACCGUGGAAUACUUUCGUCGGUAACCGGGUUAAAGAAAUACGUCAACUUACAAAUGUCGAUAGUUGGAGAUUUGUACCAGGAUCUAUGAAUCCGGCCGACUUGCCCUCGCGUUCUUGUAAUUGGAAGGAGCUGAUAGAUAGUCGAUGGUGGGAGGGUCCCACUUGGCUACAAGAAACAGAAGAUACCUGGCCAAAUACUGAGAUUACGAUGCCUGAAGAAGCUUUAGUUGAAAGAAAGAAAAGUGUUAUCUGCAGCACGAAUAUUAACUUACAGGAAAACUUCAGCAAGAAGCUUCUAUACUUUUCUAAGUACAGCAAAGUUAUAAGAAUGGUAGCUUGGAUGCUGAGAUUUAUAAAUAAUGCUAGGAAUAAGUCCACCCGAGUUAUCUCCGAGUUAACAUGUGAAGAAAUACAGAAGGCAGAACUCGCCGUCAUUAAAUUGGUACAAACAGAACUGCAUGCUGAAUUGAAGGAAAAAUACUCGAAGUCUAUACGAUUUUCCGAAGAGUCUGGAGUUUUAAAAGUUGAAACUAAGUUAGUUUUGGGUGAAGACCCAGAAGAUUUUCAAAAACCAACCGUACUACCAGAUCAUCCCAUCGUGAGACUGUACAUCGAAUACGUUCAUAAAGCUUUGAUGCAUAGUGGUGUUCAGACAACUCUGAAUCAUAUUCGAGAGCUCUACUGGAUUCCUCGCGGUCGGAGGGUUGUUAGAGAGGUUAUAAGCAAGUGUGUGAUCUGCAAGCGACAUUCAAGCAAGCCAGUACAGCCGAAUACAGCGCCUCUACACAUUGAUAGAACAAAACGCAUUUCUGCAUUCCAAGUCACUGGUGUAGAUUUGGCGGGACCUUUACACUUACGUCAAGGUACUAAGGCAUGGAUUGUUUUGUUCACAUGUGCUGUAUAUAGAGCCAUUCACCUAGAGCUCGUCACGUCAUUGUCAGCUGAAGCAUUCCGGCAAGCAAUGAGAAGAUUCUUCGCUAGAAGAGGGAGAUGCUCUGUAAUGUAUUCUGACAAUGGGGGUCAAAUUUUACUGGAACAGCACGAGCCCUUCAAUCAUUGA